Hipposideros armiger (great roundleaf bat) is the source of this 415-nucleotide messenger RNA. Its product is annotated as O-acetyl-ADP-ribose deacetylase MACROD2-like. The transcript is spliced from 6 exons. The annotation marks the transcript as partial. NCBI's taxonomy places the organism in Eukaryota, Metazoa, Chordata, Mammalia, Chiroptera, Hipposideridae. The record is from RefSeq and is a predicted model, not a curated record.
AUGCCCUUGGGGCUGCUGCCCAACCCAGGACCCAGAGAACCUGAGGCAGAAGAACUGGCAGGAGCUGGAGAAGCUGUGGAUCGGAUCAUCUUCUGUGUCUUCUUAGAAGUCGACUUCAAAAUCUACAAAAAGAAAAUGAGCGAGUUUUUCCCUGUAGAUGACAGUGCAGAAGAAGAUGUUGACAUGAAAGAAGAUUCAGAAGGGUUAGAGCCAAAAGGCCUCUCUCCACCCCACAAGAAGAGCAAAGCAAAGAAGCCAGAAUGUUCAAAAGAUUCCAGUGAAGAUGAGAACAGUCCAGAGGAAAAACAAAGUGCAGAAGAAAUGGAAGGGCAGAGCCAAGAAGCAGAUGGUUCCAACGCCGCUACUGUGCCCAGCCCUGCUUCAGAAGAGGCAAUUGAAGUCUGUAAAGAUGAAG